This is a messenger RNA of Sorex araneus (European shrew), 483 nucleotides long. RefSeq names its product complexin 4 (gene CPLX4). The transcript has 3 exons. Gene Ontology annotation, molecular function: syntaxin binding. Gene Ontology annotation, biological process: neurotransmitter transport; synaptic vesicle exocytosis; regulation of neurotransmitter secretion. The record is from RefSeq and is a predicted model, not a curated record. Gene Ontology annotation, cellular component: SNARE complex; terminal bouton. Bases 1 to 483 code for a protein of 160 amino acids. NCBI's taxonomy places the organism in Eukaryota, Metazoa, Chordata, Mammalia, Eulipotyphla, Soricidae.
AUGGCUUUCUUUGUGAAAAAGAUGAUAAGCGACCAGGUGAAGAACCUCGGCUUCGGAGGCAGCUCUGAGGAAACGAAAGAAGAAGGAGGGUCAUCGGAUCCUGCAGCCGCACAGGGCAUGACUAGAGAGGAGUACGAGGAGUAUCAGAAGCAAGUGAUCGAGGAGAAGAUGGAGAGGGACGCGGCGUUUACACAGAGGAAGGCGGAGAGGGCGUGCCUCCGGGUCCACCUCCGGGACAAAUACCGACUCCCAAAGAGCGAGAUGGACGAGAGCCAGAUCCAGAUGGCCGGGGACGACGUGGACCUGCCCGAAGAUCUCCGGAGAAUGGUGGACGAGGACCAGGAGGAGGAAGAAGACAAGGACUCGAUUCUCGGGCAGCUACAGAACCUCCAGAACAUGGACCUGGAGGCCAUCAGGGAGAAGGCGCAGGCCACCUUCGCCGAGAUGAAGCAGUCGGCCGAGCAGAAGUGCUCAGUGAUGUGA